AUGUGCUUCAUAUGUGCAUUGAUGGAUACAUUGCGUGAAACAACUGAUUAUGGACCACAUAAAAAGCAUCCGACAACGCCAAGUUACUGGCGUAAUUCGAAACUUCAUCGAAUUUCUGAUUUCAUGUACUUUACUAGUGUCUUACCUGUUGGUGCUAUAACCUGUUUACUUUUUUGGUCUUUAUAUGCUUUGGAACCAACAUUAGUAAUACCAAAAUGGGCGGAAGAGUUAAUUCCACCUUUUAUGAAUCAUAUCACUCAUACUGCACCAUUACCAUUCAUUCUUGUUGAUACACUUUUAACUUGUCAUCGAGCACCUUCACGAAAGAUUGGUAGUAUUAUCAUUAUUGCAUUGGUUAUCUUCUACUUUUCUAUCAUUUUUGGAGUGCGUUAUUUUGAUGGUUAUUGGCUUUAUCCAUUUAUGGAAUAUUUAUCAGUGCUAGCAUUUACCAUAAUGUUUUUUAUAUCCUUGAUAUUCUUAUGGCUUAUAUAUAUUCUUGGUGAUACGAUGAAUGUUAUGCUUUGGGGCGGCGCAACACAUUCCGAACCAGUAGAGAAGGCAAAAUAG
Messenger RNA from Brugia pahangi, 567 nucleotides. Lineage: Eukaryota; Metazoa; Nematoda; Chromadorea; Rhabditida; Onchocercidae. The record is from the annotation of a GenBank genome assembly.